AUGUCCUCUCAUCCGGCUCCCGCAGCAGUCUCAUCAUCUGAGCAGACUCCUCAGACAUCGCUGUCAGUUGCAGAUGCAAAUACCCCAGAACAACCACUUGAGCCGGCUGCUCCCCACCAACCUGAACAAGAACCAGUGAUCGACGAUGAUUCUGCCUUGAGCGCUGGAGUCGACUCAUCGACGGCUUCUGUUGCUUCAAGUAUCUUGGAAUAUCGAAAGUUCAAGGGAAGGUCAUAUCAUUCUACCUACCAUGACAGUAGCUAUCCGAUUCCCACUGACGAGCAAACUCUUGAGAACUUUGAUCUGAUGCACCACUUCUUGACGCUGCUCACUGACGAUAAGCUGUAUCUGGCACCUGUAAAGGACGAUGUUCAGAAAGUACUUGAUGUUGGAACGGGAACAGGGAUUUGGGCGAUAGACUAUGCUGAUGAGCACCCCAAUACCGCUGUCAUCGGUACCGAUUUAUCCGCCGUACAGCCAGACUGGGUGCCCCCUAAUCUCAAGUUCGAGAUCGAUGACUGCACUAAGCCCUGGACUUGGGACGCAAAUACCUUUGACUUUGUGCAUAUGCGUUACUUGUUUGGUGCUAUCAGAGACUGGACCGCCCUCUUCAAAGAGGCAUACAAUGCAGUCAAGCCAGGAGGUUGGGUCGAGUCCUGCGAGUCCGAGCCUAUGACACAUAGCGACGAUGGAACCGUAACAGAUGAUGGAUCAACCGCGCUGGGAGGAACAUGGGAUAAGAUGUUUAUUGAGGGAGGCAAAGCAACAGGAUGCUCUUUAUCUGUCCUCACGGAAGAUCUCCAGAUGAAGGGUAUGAAAGAAGCUGGCUUCAUACCAUUCGGCUCAUGGCCCAAAGACCCUAAGAUGGCGGAGAUCGGCCAGUACGCGAAGCUCAGUCUGGAAUCUGACCUUGUUGGAUAUUCGCAAAUGAUUUGGCAUGAAGUUCUGAAGUGGCCAGCUGACGAGUAUCAGAUUUUCCUGAUGCAGGUACGAAAGGAUCUUCGGAACAAGAAGCUUCACCCUUACUUCAAAGUUCGCUUUGUCUGGGGCCGGAAACCUGAGGCCGAACAUAAGUGA
This is a messenger RNA of Fusarium tjaetaba, 1077 nucleotides long. RefSeq names its product phosphoethanolamine n-methyltransferase 3. Gene Ontology annotation, molecular function: methyltransferase activity. Bases 1 to 1077 code for a protein of 358 amino acids. The record is from RefSeq and is a predicted model, not a curated record. NCBI's taxonomy places the organism in Eukaryota, Fungi, Ascomycota, Sordariomycetes, Hypocreales, Nectriaceae. The transcript is spliced from 8 exons.